This is a messenger RNA of Meloidogyne enterolobii, 972 nucleotides long. The record is from the annotation of a GenBank genome assembly. NCBI's taxonomy places the organism in Eukaryota, Metazoa, Nematoda, Chromadorea, Rhabditida, Meloidogynidae.
GUCCCAUCCCAAAGUGUAUUCCUUGCUCUUGUUAUGGCUGGGUCUUCCAUUUCAUUCUCCUUCGAUCACUUUAUGAUAACGAUUUUUAAAGCUUUUAAUGUUUUUUUCUUAUUUAGACAGGUAAUCUUCAUUGACUUCUCUUUGUGGUUAUUUAAUCAACUUUUUUAAAAGGCUUUUGCUAAAGUAUUUAACUCAUCUCCAGAUGAUCUGGAUAUGCAUGUAAUUUAUGACGUCAGCCACAACAUUGCAAAAAUUGAAGAACAUUUGAUUGAUGGAAGGCCAAAACAGCUCUGUGUGCAUCGGAAAGGAUCUACAAGAGCUUUUCCUCCACAUCAUCCGCUGAUCCCAGUCGAUUAUCAACUUACUGGCCAGCCGGUUUUAAUUGGAGGAACAAUGGGAACUUGCAGCUAUGUUUUGACUGGGACUGAAUUUGGAUUUGGAGAAACUUUUGGGACAACAUGUCACGGAGCGGGUCGAGCAAUGUCUAGAGCAAAAUCAAGACGGAAUUUGGGGUUCGAAGAAGUCCUAGAAGCUCUUAAACAGCAAGGAAUCUCUAUUAGAGUGGCUUCACCAAAAUUAGUUAUGGAAGAGGCUCCACAAUCUUAUAAAAAUGUAACGGAUGUAGUCAAUACAUGCCAUCAGGCAGGAAUAUCCAAGAAAGCCGUAAAACUUAGACCGAUUGCUGUGAUUAAGGGAUAAAAUUAAUUUUAAUUUGUUUAUUUUAUUUGUUUAAAUAAUUUAUUUUUGUUUUUAUUUUAAAAUUUUAAGUCUGAUAAAUUUUGAGAUGGUGAUUUUUCAUUUUAAAUUUGUAAAUUUUUCAAUUAUUUUAUCUCGUGGAAUGAUAUUUUUAUUUUUAAAUGUAUUCGCGUAAAAGGUAAUACUUAGGUUUUUCUGUUUUAGAUAGGCUUUAGCUGUGUGGGUAGUAUUUUGGGCCAUAAUUUUUUGAUUAUCUAGCAGGGCUAAUUUGGUCAA